Messenger RNA from Emys orbicularis (European pond turtle), 1355 nucleotides. It is a transcript of the gene DPF3, whose product is annotated as double PHD fingers 3. The record is from RefSeq and is a predicted model, not a curated record. Bases 13 to 1149 code for a protein of 378 amino acids. Gene Ontology annotation, cellular component: nucleus. The transcript is spliced from 11 exons. Lineage: Eukaryota; Metazoa; Chordata; Testudines; Emydidae.
CAUUGUAGCAAAAUGGCGACUGUCAUUCACAACCCCCUGAAAGCACUUGGAGACCAGUUCUACAAAGAAGCCAUCGAGCACUGCCGCAGCUACAACUCUCGGCUGUGCGCCGAGCGCAGCGUCCGCCUCCCCUUCCUGGAUUCGCAGACUGGGGUAGCUCAGAACAACUGCUACAUCUGGAUGGAGAAGAGGCAUCGGGGACCAGGACUGGCCCCAGGUCAGCUGUACACAUAUCCUGCUCGCUGCUGGCGCAAAAAGAGACGCUUACAUCCUCCUGAGGACUCCAGGCUGAAGCUUCUGGAAAUUAAACCUGAAGUUGAUCUGCCUUUGAAGAAGGAUGGGUUCACAUCAGAGGGAACCACACUGGAAGCCUUGCUGCGCGGGGAAGGGAUUGAGAAAAAAGUGGAUACUAAAGAGGAAGACACUAUACAGGAAAUCCAGAGAGUUUUGGAAAAUGAUGAAAAUGCUGAUGAAGUGAAUGAGGAAGAGGAAUUAGAAGAAGAUAUUCCAAAACGAAAGAACAGGCCCAGAGGACGGGCUCGGGGAUCUGGAGGUGGUAGGAGAAGGAACGAUGCUGCCUCCCAGGAUGACCAUGACAAACCUUACGUUUGUGACAUCUGUGGCAAACGUUAUAAGAACAGACCUGGACUGAGCUACCAUUAUGCUCACACUCACCUUGCCAGCGAAGAGGGGGAUGAAGCCCAAGAGCAGGAGACACGCUCCCCACCCGUCCACAGAAACGAGAACCACAAACCCCAGAAAGGACCAGACGGGGCCAUCAUUCCCAACAACUACUGUGACUUCUGCCUUGGAGGCUCCAGUAUGAACAAAAAAAGUGGCUGUCCAGAGGAGCUUGUGUCAUGUUCAGACUGUGGACGCUCGGGACACCCUACCUGCCUGCAAUUCACCACAAACAUGACGGAGGCUGUAAAAACCUAUAAGUGGCAAUGCAUUGAGUGCAAAUCCUGCAGCCUUUGUGGGACCUCUGAAAAUGAUGACCAGCUGCUCUUCUGUGAUGACUGCGACCGUGGCUAUCACAUGUAUUGCUUAAACCCACCAGUGUCUGAACCUCCAGAAGGGAGCUGGAGUUGUCAUUUGUGCCGGGAACUACUCAGAGAGAGAGCAUCAGCUUUUGGCUUUCAAGCCUAAGGAGCUCCAGGGAUCAAGAUGCAAUUUGCUCCUGGAGUUGUGGUACCAGCGCACAGUUCCCAUCCAGAACACAGACACACACAUGCGCGCACACACACACGUGCGUGCGCACUCACACACACACACAAACACAUCGAAGAGAAUGGACACUCAAGUAUAAGAAGAGAUAACAAUGGUAUUUAUUGUCAAAGAGUAAGAUUUCACUA